GGAGACGCCGCGCUCCGCCCCGAGGAGGCCACGGCCGGACGAGCGGAGAGGCGGCCCGCGGGGUCCCGGCCCCGAGGGACCUGAGAAGCACUGGCAGGGGUCUGAUGAGAUGGCAGCGUUUGCAAAGGGCCGCCUGGGAUGAGCCCCCGCACGGGGAAGCCGACAGGAGGCGCUGCGUCCUGAGCGCGGCCGGGCGCCCGGGGCCAUGGCGCUGCGCCCCGAGACCGCGGGCGGCCGGCGCGUCGUCACCAUCAACGUGGGCGGCUGCAGGGUGCGCCUGGCCUGGGCGGCGCUGGCGCGCUGUCCCCUCGCGCGCCUCGAGCGCCUGCGGGCCUGCCGCGGCCGCGACGAGCUGCUGCGCGUGUGCGACGACUACGACGCGGGCCGCGACGAGUUCUUCUUCGACCGCAGCCCGUGCGCCUUCCGCGCCAUCGUGGCGCUGCUGCGCGCCGGGAAGCUGCGGCUACUGCGCGGCCCGUGCGCGCUGGCCUUCCGCGACGAGCUGGCCUACUGGGGCAUCGACGAGGCGCGCCUGGAGCGCUGCUGCCUGCGCCGCCUGCGCCGCCGCGAGGAGGAGGCGGCCCAGGCGCGCGCGGGGCCGCCGGGGAGCCCGGGCCGCCGCCUUCGGGACCUGCUGGACGACCCGCGCCCGGGGCCGGCCGGCAAGCUCUUCGCCUGCGUGUCCGUCGCCUUCGUGGCCGCCACGGCCGUCGGCCUGUGCCUGAGCACCAUGCCGGACAUCCGCGCGGAGGAGGAGCGGGGCGAGUGCUCCCCCAAGUGCCGCAGCCUGUUCGUGCUGGAGACGGUGUGCGUGGCCUGGUUCUCCUUCGAGUUCCUGCUGCGCUCGCUGCGCGCCGAGAGCAAGUGCGCCUUCCUGCGGACGCCGCUCAACAUCAUCGACAUCCUGGCCAUCCUGCCCUUCUACGUGUCGCUGCUCGCGGGGCUGGCGGCGGGCGGCGCGGGCGCGGGCGCGGGCGGCGCGGCGCUGCUGGAGCGCGCGGGGCUGGCGCUGCGCCUGCUGCGGGCGCUGCGCGUGCUCUACGUCAUGCGUCUGGCGCGCCACUCGCUCGGGCUGCGCUCGCUCGGCCUGACGGUGCGCCGCUGCGCGCGCGAGUUCGGGCUGCUGCUGCUGUUCCUGUGCGUGGCCCUGGCCCUGUUCGCGCCGCUCGUGCACCUGGCCGAGCGCGAGCUGGGCGCGCGCCGCGACUUCUCCAGCGUGCCGGCCAGCUACUGGUGGGCCGUCAUCUCCAUGACCACCGUGGGCUACGGCGACAUGGUGCCCCGCAGCCUGCCCGGCCAGGUGGUGGCGCUCAGCAGCAUCCUCAGCGGCAUCCUGCUCAUGGCCUUCCCGGCCACGUCCAUCUUCCACACCUUCUCGCGCUCCUACUCGGAGCUCAAGGAGCAGCAGCGGCGCGCCGUCGGCCCCGAGCGGGCCCCGCGCGACGACAGCACGCGCUCGGACAGCACGCGCUCGGCCCCCGCCACCGAGGACGGCGCGCAGGGGCCCGGGGGCGGCCACGGCUGCCGCCCGAGCCCGGGGCCCGCUCCCGAAGAGCCUCUGCAGAAGUAGAGCCUUCGCCUCUCCUCCCGCCCGCCGCGCGACCCGGCGGGGGGGGGGGACGGGGGAGGGGAGGGGAGAGGAGG
Messenger RNA from Lynx canadensis (Canada lynx), 1644 nucleotides. RefSeq names its product potassium voltage-gated channel modifier subfamily G member 2 (gene KCNG2). Gene Ontology annotation, biological process: protein homooligomerization; potassium ion transmembrane transport. Gene Ontology annotation, cellular component: membrane; voltage-gated potassium channel complex. Gene Ontology annotation, molecular function: voltage-gated potassium channel activity; protein binding. The record is from RefSeq and is a predicted model, not a curated record. NCBI's taxonomy places the organism in Eukaryota, Metazoa, Chordata, Mammalia, Carnivora, Felidae. The coding region runs from base 206 to 1570 and encodes 454 amino acids. The transcript is spliced from 4 exons.